AUGGCGCCUGCUCCUGACAAGCUGACAGGCCUGCUGAGCCUGACUCUGGAUGCCGGAUCCUGGAACCAGGCGAGCUCCUCGCCCAGGCGACAUUUCCACUUGUCAUGCUUUUGCUUGACGCCAACGCCAUUGGCAGUCCCUGGAAGUGACGUCGGAUCGGGAUCGGGAUCUGGUUGGCUAAAGCCGCACGACAACUGCCUGAAUACCUCGAUGUAUGGCUAUGAGGGAAUUUCCUUUGGGGGAAAUGGCUACAUGUUGAGGCAGCACCUCCAACCUGUGGCAUCAAAGCAGUUCUGGAACCGAAACCAGCGCUCGGUGUCCCUGCCCAGAAGCGAGUUGGUGGAAAUAAACCCCAUGAUGCCCGGCAGGAGCGGCGCAGCAGAAGGAGCAGCCGGGCUAUCAUCAUCCGGACCUCAGAUGACGGUGGAGACCCUGUUCCCCAGUUCUUCCUCGCCGGGGAACGGGCAGACAAAACCGGAUGGAAAGCCCAACCUCGACCGAAUUAUGAAGGAAAGCUCGUCUAAGAACUUGGCGGAGAUAGCUGGGACUCCACUCUCUCCUAAGGAGAAUUCAGAUGGCACUUUGCGUAGAACGAGCGACAAGGAGAACAUGCAUCACCGCCAGGGACCGACAGGGAGUCGCCACCUGGCUGCCACUGCCUCAAGACUCCCGUCGAAGAUGGAUGAGUUGGGUGACGACUGGCGGAAAUCUUCUCAAGUCGCCGUUUCCGCCCGGGAGAAUCGUAGUAGCUUUCAGCUGACCAGUACUGUUGCUUCUACAAGUUAUAUUGUCAUUUCAAGCGACGACGACGAUUACCCUGACUCAAAACUGGGAGACUGGGAAACUGGGAAAAAGAUCCACACACUCGCAGGAGAGACAGCGAAGAAGCGUGCCGAAGAUCAGAAGUCAGGAGAGGUUGCCCAUCCAGCCAGUCAAGGUACCAAGACCAAGGCCACGAGCCAGUUGACUGAUCCUAAGCGGAGGAAAGUGGGCUCGUGGGACUUCGUUUACCAUCAGAACCUGAGUGAUAAGAUCGCCGUGACCACUGUGAUGCCCAAGUUCUGUUCCCUUUGGGACUCCUCUCUGUCGCCGGACAGCCAGCCGUCGACCAGUAACAACAAUCCAACUCGGAACGCGACGAGUCUACAGUCCGGAUGGAAUGCGCCGCCGACCAAUGACGCGGACUUCUGCUUCGUCGAGGACCUGGACAAUAGGCGGGUGGUUGAAGAACUGAUGCCCGAGCUGCUAACGCCUCCGCGCACUGCCCAGCCGCUGGAAAAGAACUCCCCAACUCGGGACUUGUUUUCCUUGUUGGGCGACGACGACAACUUUCCGCUUAGCAUCUGCACCGACGAGAGCUCCAACAGGGAUCCCUUGUGGGGCUCCACCUGCAUUCGCUGGGAAGAAAGAAAAGGAAAGGAAAGGCACUGGGACAGCGCUUGGAAGAACGACCUGUGCGAGAGCGCCAUUCGGGACAUCCCAGUCCCAGCAGCUCCUCCGUCAAGCGUGGACAGCUGGCGGGCCGUCGAGACCAUCUGCAUGCGAAUGAGGGGCGUCGAUGUGCCGGACAACCUGGGGUUUCCCGAGGAACCUCCGUCCUUCGAUGAUCUGCUCGAUGUCCUAGGCGUCUGGGAGCAGGAGGACAAGGCGGACCCCAAGAAUUAG
This is a messenger RNA of Drosophila erecta, 1665 nucleotides long. RefSeq lists its product as uncharacterized. The transcript is spliced from 3 exons. Bases 1 to 1665 code for a protein of 554 amino acids. The record is from RefSeq and is a predicted model, not a curated record. NCBI's taxonomy places the organism in Eukaryota, Metazoa, Arthropoda, Insecta, Diptera, Drosophilidae.